GCUUUACUACCUAGUUUCCUUUCACAAUAGUUUCUGCCCUUUGUGCAAGUCAAAAUGCAGCUGCAGUUUCUCUCGUCUCUAACCGUUCUCUGGGAGAAUGUGUCCUUCCGGACCGUUGCAGUCUUCAUAGGUGCAUUUCUUUUGAUAGCAGAUUGUAUGAAAAGGAGACGUGCAGUGAAUUUCCCUCCAGGACCGCUGCCUCUUCCGUUUCUGGGCCACAUAUUGCAUCUUGACUUCAGGCAGCCUCACAUCUCCAUACAGAAGUAUGCUGAAAAAUAUGGUGACGUUUUCAGCCUGCAGUUUGGUAGUGAGCAUAUUGUGAUUGUAAAUGGACUCCAGCUUGUGAAGGAAAUACUUGUUUAUCAGGGUGAAAACUGUACUGAUCGUCCACCGAUCCCUAUUUUUGAGGAAUUCGUUGGUGGCUUCGGCGUGAUCUUCUCUAACGGAUAUAAUUGGAAAAAGCAAAGGAGAUUUAUCCUAUCAACUCUGAGGAAUUUUGGUCUGGGGAAGAAGAGUUUAGAGAAACGAAUACAGCAGGAAAUCAGGUACCUCAUUGAGGCAGUUGAGGAAGAGAAAGGGAAUCCUUUUGACCCUCACUUUAAAAUUAACAAUGCUGUUUCCAACAUCAUUUGUUCUGUCACUUUUGGGAGCCGGUUUGAAUAUGAUGACAGUCGAUUCCAGAGUUUACUGCGGUUGCUUGAUGAGACAGUGCAGCUCGAGGGAAGUUUUUGGAUCCAGCUGUAUAAUUCCUUUCCCACCGUAAUGAAGUGGCUCCCAGGACACCAUCACACCCUUUUUAAAAACUGGGAAAAACUGAAGUGUUUUGUAAAAGAAGAGAUUGCAAAGCACAGGGAGGACUGGAAUCCAGCAGACACCAGGGAUUUCAUUGACUGCUAUCUGAAGGAAAUCGCAAAGAAUGAAGCCAAUUCUACUUUCCAUGAAAACAAUCUCAUAUUUUCUACACUGGAUCUUUUUUUUGCUGGAACUGAGACAACCUCCUCAGCCAUCCGCUGGGCCCUAGUGUACAUGGCCCUAUAUCCAGAAAUUCAAGAGAGAGUGCAAGCAGAGAUCGACACAGUGGUUGGCCAGUCUCGCCUGCCAGCCAUGGAUGACAGAGACAACAUGCCAUACACCAACGCGGUUGUGCAUGAAAUUCAAAGGAUAAGCAACAUUGUCCCUUUAAAUGUGCCCCGAAGGAUAACAAGGGACACGACGCUGGCUGGAUUCCAUCUGCCAAAGGGGAUCAUUCUGAUCGCCAAUUUGACGUCAGUGCUGUUUGACAGGAAGGAGUGGGAAACUCCUGAUGCUUUUAACCCUGAGCACUUUCUGAAGGAUGGCCAGUUCAGGAAGAGAGAGGCUUUCCUGCCCUUCUCAGCAGGGAAAAGGGUUUGCCUGGGAGAGCAGCUGGCUAGAACGGAGCUGUUCCUGUUCUUCACCGCCCUUUUUCAGAAGUUCACGUUCCAGGCACCGAAGAACACGAAGCUCAACCUCCAGUUCAAAAUAGGCAUGACCAUGGGCCCUCGGCCAUACAAGAUCCAGGCUUUGCCUCGGUGUAUUAGGACCCUUCUACAUGUUACAUAAAUGGCAUGGACGUUACAUGUGCAUAUACCUACACGGCUACCAAAUACAUCCCUGAAACAUGGAAGAUGUUGAAUUUUAGUCCAUUUUGGAUUUUACCUUCAUUGCUGAACAGCAAGAAAGAUAUCUACACCUCCCUGCCUUUCUGCCAUCUGACACCACCAGGGAAGGAAUCCUGCUUUAUCUGCACGUCAGACAGCAACUCACAAAGACACUCUCAUGGACCCAGAGGAAUAGACUUCUACCUUCCACUUCCUCCAUGCACAAAUGAAGUUUGUUUUCUACCUGUGGGAACUUUUUACCGUCUUUAUUUUUCCCUGAGCCUGAGGAAGGGCACGUGUGCGCUAAGCUUGCAGAAAAAAAUAUUUUUUUUGCAAUUUCUUUGUUGGUCUAAUAAAAAGUAUCAUCUCUGAA
Messenger RNA from Alligator mississippiensis (American alligator), 1992 nucleotides. Its product is annotated as cytochrome P450 2J4-like. Gene Ontology annotation, cellular component: cytoplasm; intracellular membrane-bounded organelle. NCBI's taxonomy places the organism in Eukaryota, Metazoa, Chordata, Crocodylia, Alligatoridae. The coding region runs from base 55 to 1581 and encodes 508 amino acids. Gene Ontology annotation, molecular function: oxidoreductase activity, acting on paired donors, with incorporation or reduction of molecular oxygen, reduced flavin or flavoprotein as one donor, and incorporation of one atom of oxygen; heme binding; iron ion binding. Gene Ontology annotation, biological process: xenobiotic metabolic process. The transcript is spliced from 10 exons. The record is from RefSeq and is a predicted model, not a curated record.